Messenger RNA from Lactuca virosa, 1382 nucleotides. NCBI's taxonomy places the organism in Eukaryota, Viridiplantae, Streptophyta, Magnoliopsida, Asterales, Asteraceae. The record is from the annotation of a GenBank genome assembly.
UUUACCCUUCUUUAGUCACAUUUUUUGUUCAGCUUCUUCAAGCUUCUUCAAGUCUAUUUAGCUUCAAAUUCAUAUACCAUUUCUCUAAAAGUUGGCACCAAAGUGUGAUUGAAAAUAUGGAGAGAUUCCCGCAAUUGAUCAUAUUCCUGAGUGUAUUUCUUUUGGUUUCGGCAUAUGCUCAUGCCCACGUUAAGUCAAUGAUCAUUUUUGGAGACUCCCUUUUUGAUCCCGGUAACAAUCGUUAUAUAAGGAACUGCACUGUUCAAGCCAAUUUUCCACCUUAUGGUUCAACUUACUUUCAUCGUCCCACCGGAAGAUUCAGCAAUGGUCGAACUGUCGCAGAUUUCAUAGCACAAUAUAUGGGGAUCAAGUUCCAAAAACCGUACCAAAAGCUAUACGGAAAAAAUUUAGGAAGUAUAAUUGUGAAACAUUUUCCGGUUCAGGCCAAUGGAAUCAACUUCGCUAGUGCUGGAAGUGGAAUAUUGCCGCAGACAAACAAAUAUGCAGGGGUUACACCACUAGAAAUCCAAUUACAACAAUUCCAAGAGCUUAUUCAUUAUAAACAUUUACAUAGAGAUCAAAUUUCAAAAUCCAUAUUCUUCCUUGAAGCGGGUUCAAAUGACAUUUUUACUUACUUACAAGCACCCGAAAAGUCAAACCUCUCGCCAAUAGCUUUUGUAGAUGCCAUGUUGAGAGAAGCAGCCAAUUUCCUUGACAUAAUCUACCAGCAUGGUGCUCGUAAGAUCGCCAUUUUCUCAGUUGGUCCUAUGGGGUGUAUUCCAGGCAGAAUCAACCUACCAAAUGCUAGUACUAAUCGUUGCUAUGCUGGGGCAAACAAAAUGACGAAAUAUUAUAAUUAUGGCUUGGAACGUUUGGUAUACAGUAUACGUAGAAAGUAUCGUGGUGCAAUUGGUGUUUAUGGAGAAGUGUUUAACACUGCACAAAGGUUGCGUGUUAGACCAAAACUACACGGUUUUGCCAAUGUAAAUUCGGCAUGUUGUGGGGCUGGACCCCUAAAAGGACGAGUGCAAUGUGGAGAAAAAGGUUACACGAUGUGUUCAAAUGCUAAUGAGUACUUUUAUUGGGAUUAUUUUCAUCCAAGCGAACAUACUUAUGAAAUUAUCUCCAAAGCCUUAUGGUCUGGAGGCAGAUAUGCAAUCCGACCCAUAAACUUGAGGACUUUGGCUAACAUAACCUUGCCACACUCUUAAACCCAUUUUUAUUUACAUAUUUAUGGGUUAGAUGGAUGGCGUUGAGUUGAACAAUAAUAUUUACAGGAAUAAUGUGGGUUGCCAUGUAAUAUUUAGGUUCCCUUUUGUCGUGAGUGUGUUUUUAAAUUAUGAACAAAUAACUAUAAAUGCUUAGGCAUUUUAUGUUUGCGU